Messenger RNA from Larimichthys crocea (large yellow croaker), 2098 nucleotides. RefSeq names its product syntaxin binding protein 6 (amisyn), like (gene stxbp6l). The transcript has 7 exons. Bases 254 to 1117 code for a protein of 287 amino acids. The record is from RefSeq and is a predicted model, not a curated record. NCBI's taxonomy places the organism in Eukaryota, Metazoa, Chordata, Actinopteri, Sciaenidae.
CCACGUGCUUGUCAACCACUUGAAAUGGGAUGGACUGUGGUUUAUUUGUGCCUUCACAGCAAGGCACGCCGUUUGGUGUGCAUGGGUAUAAAUUCAUGACAGAGUCCUGGGAAAUUUUUUAAUCAUUUUAACAGACUACUAAAUUAACAUUUCUUUUAACUAACAACAAGUCUCCCAGUAUUAGAAGCAAAGGAGUCAAGCAUCAUCAGGCUUUGGGACGCAGAAAAGGACACAAACAGGUCUCAGGACUACAAUGAACAUUCAGUCUGCCAUCAACAAAGAGGUCUUCAUCCCUCGCAAUGAGCGGAUGCUGGUGUCAGUGGAGGUGCAGAGGAGGAAAAGGAAGAGAAUGUCCUUCCUGCCUACUGGAGCCAAAGGAGACUACACCACAUUCAUCUGUGUUUCAGUGACCAACACAAGGCCACAUCAGCUCCUCAUUACAAAGGUGAAGCGGUUUGGUGGCUCAUCAUCCUUCACUAGGAGGUCCCAGUGGACGGUGGAGCAGCUCAGACAGGUCAACGGCAUCAACCCCAACAAGGACAGCCCAGAGUUCGACCUGGUUUUUGAUAAUGCUGUGGACCAGUGGGUGGCCAGCUCAUCAGCAGAGAAGUGUAUCUUUGUCCAGAUACUCUACCAUGCCUGCCAGACCUAUUGGGAGGGGAAGGCAGGAAAUCUGGGAAAAAGUGGGAAGCUAGGCAAGCGUAGAGCAAGCCAUGGUGCUCACCAGGUCAGUACUGGUCCCGGUGACUCCCCACCAGCUUCAUCCAGAACCCUAAAGGCAAGACGGAAGAGCUAUGUUCCUCCCAAACAGGCAGAGUUCAUCAACUGCCAGUCCAAACUGACAGGAGAUGCCUGCACCAUGAACCUGGUCAUCUACCGCUGCAAAGCCUUCUUAAAUCGUAUGAAGAACAUGAUGGUUGCAAACCAAAGAUCACCAGGUCGAGGUCAGUCUGGACGUGUUGCAGGGAGCACUAAUGUUGUUCAGAGAAUGAACGUGGCACUGGGGGAGCGUGGAGACAGACUAACCCGUGCUGAGGACAAAACUGUGGAACUGAUGCACAAAGCUCAGCAGUUUGCAGACACUGCUCACAAGCUGGCCCUGAAGUAUUCCAAAUAGAGUCUGUUGGAGGUAAAUGGAGUUCUUCAGGAUUUGAAGACAAAUUCUGUAACAUGGAACGCUAACACUGUCUGAGGUCUGGUCAGAGCAGAUGCAUCUAACUCCUCAUGCCUGUUUGUGUGAAGACAACUGGAGAAGAGCGACUCUCAGGCUGUCACUAAACUGCUUCUCUUAUACCUGAGUGCCUCUGUCUUACUGAGGAGGUCUGAGGAUCAUCUGCACUGUGUGAACGUUUGAAUGUUUUGCCUGUUGUCAGAUGAAUCUCCUGUCGUUUAUGAGGAAAAGGAAUCUGGACUUUUAGAUUUAAGCUGCAGUUAUUUAACAAAGUUACUGUGAAAUUAUUUUGUUAUUGUCAAAUUGUUUUAAUCCAGCACUUCUUACUGCCUGAUCUAAGAUCUGUGUGACAGGUUGCUCUGCUCAGAGUGAGUGUUUUUUUGGCUGUAAUCGCACUAAAUGUUUGAUGUCACUCUGUUACCACCAUUCUGUUUUCCUGAUAUAUAUGUCUGUAUGUGUGUAUGUGUGCAGUUUACAGCGUCACGUUAGAUCGGUGUUGUCGAUGUCCAAAUGUCACUUUAUAUGUUGUUUGCUGUCCUGAGUCUUCUGGUCUGCGUACGUCAUUGUGGUUUUUUAAGUCUUGUGUCUGAGAGUUGACUGAAGCUGGACCAGGUAAGUCAGAGUGUUUGUCACUGAGAGGAGUUCCAUAGUGAAGCAGGUCUGUGUGGAAACGUCAGAAUGACUAUACAGUAGAAGGUUGAUGUUCGUUGAAACUCUUCAUGUUUGUGUUACUCUGUCAGUCAUUUGGUGUAAGACUGAUUUAUGAUGAGUGAUGAGUGAAGUAUUUGUUUCUCUAAGCUUAACUCUAUGUGGACCUUUUUUGUUUAUUGCACUGUAAUGUAUCAUGAUGUGAAUUUUUCUGAUGUAUUAACUCAGUGACGAUGCUCCCACCCCCCUUUGAACCAAUUAAAUGAGUCUGGACCUGUU